Abrus precatorius (Indian licorice) is the source of this 1873-nucleotide messenger RNA. Its product is annotated as aspartic proteinase-like protein 2. The coding region runs from base 140 to 1600 and encodes 486 amino acids. Gene Ontology annotation, molecular function: aspartic-type endopeptidase activity. NCBI's taxonomy places the organism in Eukaryota, Viridiplantae, Streptophyta, Magnoliopsida, Fabales, Fabaceae. The record is from RefSeq and is a predicted model, not a curated record. The transcript is spliced from 10 exons. Gene Ontology annotation, biological process: proteolysis.
UAUCAAUAAUCAGCAACUAACGUGGCCUAAAGAAACUGUCACUCUUCUCUUUCUCUAUGUUUCAACUUUCAAUGCACCCACCCCAUACCACCCAUUCCCAUUAGAAAAAGAAAAUCCAAUAAUUAUAAUUAUAAUUAAAAUGCGGUGUUGCAUUUUGAUGUUGUUGGCCGUAACCGCCGUGCUGCUGUCGGUGGUGUGCGGUGGUUUCCUCCCUCUGGAACGGAGCAUUCCUCUCAGCCACCGUGUGGAGGUGGAGGCCCUCAGAGCUCGCGACAGAGCUCGCCACGCUCGAAUCUUGCGCGGCGUGGUUGGCGGCGUCGUCGAUUUCUCAGUCCAAGGCACCUCCGAUCCAUACUCCGUUGGGUACGGGUUGUAUUUCACCAAAGUGAAGAUGGGAUCUCCUCCUAGAGAAUUUAACGUUCAGAUUGAUACGGGGAGUGAUAUUUUGUGGGUUAAUUGCAAUACAUGUAGUAAUUGCCCUCAGUCUAGUGGACUAGGGAUUGAGCUCAAUUUCUUUGACACGGUUGGGUCUUCCACAGCUGUGUUGGUUCCUUGCUCGGACCCAGUAUGCACUUCUGGGGUGCAGGGUGCUGCAGCUGAGUGCUCAUCUCAGGUUAAUCAGUGCAGCUACACGUUUCAGUAUGGAGACGGGAGUGGUACAUCGGGUUAUUAUGUUUCUGAUGCAAUGCAUUUUGACAUGAUCAUGGGACAGUCUCCGCCGGCUAAUUCUUCGGCUACCAUUGUUUUUGGGUGUAGUACCUAUCAGUCGGGCGAUUUGACCAAGACAGAUAAAGCAGUUGAUGGAAUUUUUGGGUUUGGGCCUGGUGCUCUGUCUGUUGUAUCGCAAUUGUCCUCACGAGGAAUUAGACCCAAAGUUUUCUCUCAUUGCUUAAAAGGAGAUGGCAAUGGAGGAGGCAUACUAGUUCUUGGUGAGAUUUUGGAGCCAAGUAUUGUUUAUAGUCCACUAGUCCCAUCACAGCCUCAUUACAACUUGAAUCUUCAGAGUAUUGCUGUCAAUGGGCAACUCCUCCCGAUUAAUCCAGCUGUAUUUGCAACAUCUAACAACCGAGGGACUAUAGUUGACUGUGGUACAACAUUGGCAUAUCUUGUUCAAGAAGCUUAUGAUCCUCUUGUUAACGCAAUAACUACUGCUGUAUCACAAUCUGCUAGGCCCAUUAUUUCCAAAGGAAGCCAGUGUUAUCUGGUUGCAAUCAGUAUAGGUGACAUGUUUCCAUCAGUCAGUUUAAACUUUGCGGGUGGAGCAUCAAUGGUUUUAAAACCAGAGCAGUACCUUAUGCAUUAUGGUUACCUUGAUGGUGCUGCAAUGUGGUGCAUCGGUUUCCAGAAAGUUCAGGAGGGAGUCACAAUUUUAGGAGAUCUUGUCCUAAAAGAUAAGAUAGUUGUGUACGACUUAGCUCAUCAACGAAUUGGAUGGACAAACUAUGAUUGUUCCUUGUCUGUAAACGUUUCUGUGACUACUAGCAAGGAUGAGUACAUCAAUGCAGGACAGCUAAAUGUCAGCAGCUCUGACAUACGCAUUCUUUCUAAGUUUCUGCCUGUUAGCAUUGUGGCGCUCUCUAUGUACAUAAUGUCGGUAUGAAAAAAUUAAAAUAUGCCAAGUGUUGGAAACCAAAGUCAUUGCUAGGGAUAAUGUAAAAUUAAGUUUUCAGCAUUAACCAUGGGAAGAACAAGUGAGAAGACAGAGAUGUCUGAUUCGAGUACCUUUGAGGGAAUGAAGAUUUCGAUAAGAGCUUGAAAAGUGGAGAUUUCGAUAGAAGAUCAAGAAGUGGGAAUUUUGACAGAAGUUCGAUAAGUGAAAAUUUCGAUAGAAGUUCAAAGAAGGCUAGGUUGAGAUAUCAUAUGAUUGUAAGUA